AUGGAGGACAAGACUGAGGAAGAGUUUGAGGCUCUCAUUCAGACGAUUGGGGGAAUCUCGAUUUCGAAAGAUACAAAGAAUCCCAUACCUACAACGUCAAGUUCCAGUUCCAAUCCGACCAAUACGCCAGAACCGCAUAGGACUCCUGUACCCUCAUCUCAAACACCUGCGAAAUCUAAUUUAACAUCACCUUCGCAGCCUCCGCAAGAUUCACAACCUCAGAAAGCGAAGACAACAUCCGCGAGGAAGAAGAAGAAGAACCACGAGCCAGAUUCAUCGCCCUUCAACCGUGGCACAAAUCAAUUCAAAGGCAAGUCGACAAAAGGCAGUUCGAGCAAGAUGGUCACGAAUCAUGGAAAGCCCAAAAUGGUACCUUCCUGGGAAUCGGGAGGUGUUCCAGAUCCAAGUCCAGAAUAUCUUACCAACGCGAGCACCAUCCCUCACCAGCUUCAAGUCCCCCAGCACCUUCUUGUGGUCAUCGAUCUAAAUGGCACAAUUCUCUUCCGACCAUCACGAUUAAACCCGAAGAGUUACAUCGCCAGACCUAAUGCCUUACGAUUCCUCCAAUACUGCAUUGAGACUUUCAGCGUGGUGAUAUGGUCAUCCGCCCGCCCAGACAACGUCAACUUUCUCGUGAACGUCAUUAUCCCACCAGCCUUAUGCAAGAAAAUAGUAGCGGUCUGGGCGCGCGACAAAUUCAACCUCACGCCUAGGGACUAUGUCACUCGGGUACAAUGCUACAAGCGACUUACUCGCGUCUGGCAAGAUCCAACAAUCGCACAAACACACCCCCAUUUCAAUAUGGGUGCAAGGUGGGAUCAAACAAAUACCGUUCUCAUAGAUGAUUCCAUGGAGAAGGCAAGAAGUGAACCAUACAAUCUGAUAGAAGUACCAGAGUUUUUGGGCGAGGAGCAUGAACACGCUGAGAUCUUGCCUCAGGUUCAUCAUCAUUUGAAUUAUCUCGCAAUGCAAUCUAACGUCAGUGCCUCCCUGAAGAUGUUUCCUUUCAGGGCUGUUAGUGCGCCUGGCAACCCGCAGGGCGUAGCGCCGCUUGAUAGUCAGCUUGGGAGCUCUGGACAAGAUUACAAUCAUAAUGGAGAUGAGAGGCCUGCUACCGGAUUGGGUCUUCAGGCAUAG
Molecule: messenger RNA, 1137 nt
Organism: Glarea lozoyensis ATCC 20868
Lineage: Eukaryota; Fungi; Ascomycota; Leotiomycetes; Helotiales; Helotiaceae
Product: HAD-like protein
Exons: 1
Coding region: 1-1137 (378 amino acids)
Molecular function (GO): phosphoprotein phosphatase activity
Source: RefSeq, a predicted model, not a curated record